UCCAUCGCGAGUCGCGACGAGCGCUGUCGUUUCUUCGUUGGCUGUAUAAGCGUUCGGGCGAUCGUGGAUCGACGAGAACGGAGCAAACGGAGUCGGGGAGUGGAGGCAGAGUCAGCCAAAUCGCGGGACUUGUGAGGUCGAGCAUUGUCGAGGCGAGUAACGAGCGGUGUAUUGAGCGACGAAUUCCGUCAUAUCAUCCGCUUAUUUGCCGUUCAUCUCGGUUCGCGCGAGAAUACUGUCGGCGUUUUGCGAGAUCCUUCUUCGGUGAAGUCUUCGCGUACACAAGUGCGAUCGAAGAAACCCGCGGAGAUGCCGGAUACGCACUGAACACGCGUACACCGAUGGUUGUGACCAUCGCCACAGUCGCAAUCGUAAUCGCAGCCGAUUCCUGAGGCACGCCGCCGUUUUUCCCCGGAGAUCGUCGGCCGGGAAAUCCCCGGACGCGAAUGCGCGUUCCUCCUCGCGGUCGUGCCGUCCUCGCGCGAGGAUCGCACACGUCUUCCCUCUUCCUCCCGAAAGCGCCGCUAUGCUGACGCUGCAGCAUCAAACGGAGCAAACAAUAGCUUGAAAAUGGGGUUGAGACGACGACGUAACAAACUGAGCGGGACGUCUACGAGGCAAUCGGCUUAGAUCCCGUGAAAGAGAAGAUGACGACUGCCAUGGCCCGGCUACCCUGCAAACAAUCGUCGUCGCCCUCGCAGCAGACGAGAGUGAACAAUUUCGGAAGUAGCCGGAAUCCAUACUGGGAUAUGCAGCAGAUCAGGCAUUCCGCACCAUCGUACGUUAGAAGUCAUCACCGACAUACCGACUAUACAGGAAAGCGGAAGAGCGCUGUUGAACUGCUGCAGGAAACGAAAGCCUUCUACGUAAAGAGCGAGACCGUGCUGGAUCGGAAGCAGGAGCUGAAAAAUAGCGGACACUUGCAAGUUUCGCAGCUGAGCGCGCCUGGCGCACCGCCUCCGAGAUUGCUGCGAAAAUGCACCGGCAACUCAUGCCCCAUGCAGCCGACGUCGCCGUCGCAAUUGCAACCAACUCCCAUGACGCCGCCUUGCUGCUGGGCUUCGUGUCAUGAACAAGACAGACUAGAUGGGAUUCUGAGUCCUCAACAAACACUGCCACCCGCGCUGCCACCGAAGAGUCCACGUUUGGUUCCGGUUCCCCAAAGACGGACGAUUUCGGGACCCCCGAGCGGUACCGGGGGCGAGUUGCAAACAAAGCUGCGUCGACUGCUGAACACCGACAGCAAGGAGAAUAUGUUCUUUCCCGACAGCCCGCCGCAGAGCACGGCACAGAGCAACGGAGUGCCGACACGAGAGGAGAAAUUCCGAUAUUCGCCCGGAAGUCUCUCGCCCGGUUGUCGGGACGAUGACCGUAUUCUGCAUUGCGCGCCGCAAGAUGUUCGUUUCAAGUUUGGCAGAAGCAACUCGCAUUCGCACACUUCGGGUAGAUCCGGUCGGAAGUCAAACAGCUCGCCGUCGGUGGAAAAUACGAUAUGCCACAAGUCGCUGCCAGAUUUACACACGAGUACGCGUCGCCGAGCAUCACUCUCACCGCGCGCAUCCACGAAAUUAUCCGCGAAGCCAUCUGCCCAUCAUCAGGCUACAAACACAAGCAAUUGCCCGGACUAUGAAACUAGUUCAGAUUACUCGGAUCACAGUUUUAAACGUGAUGCCGUUUGUUAUCGCAGUUCCCGCCAUAUCAGGCGAUCUUUGGGAUCUGGUGGCGGCGAUGCGAGCAGCGUGUUAUCCUCGGGUGGACGAACACAGAAGUCAUCGGGUUCCAGCAAGUUGAGCCACGGGGCGACAGCCAGAGACUCCGGCGGUUCCUCUGGACAUUGUACUCAUCGUAGCGAGCCAGCGCCCAGGAUACAGGAUUGUUGGGCUCAUAUACGCAGAGACAGCGGUGCGUCCACACAACAUUCUACUGAAAAAGACCGAUCUAGAAAAGGCAGCUACAUUGGUGGAACACCGCCAUCCGUUGUGAGGCACUACAGUCCGGAAUCUGAAAGUAGCAAUAGUCAAACAGAUUACAGCCCAACUUGUAAUUCAAGGUUCUCUGAUGGUUGGAAGGAAGGUCGCGGUCGACCGAUCCUACGAUCUAAAUCAGAUAUUAGCGAUCGAUAUUGGCGACAGGAUAAUGGCCGUUCCAGCAAGGUAUCCUCUCGCCCGCCGCGAUCGAUGACUCAGCUUGAGAACUUCUUCGACCGUUUAGGACUGGACUCGGAUAACUAUCAGCGUAUAACGGAACCUGACUCCAAGACGUCGUCGCCCAUAUUCUUCGACAGUGUCAGCUCUGUGGACUCGGCAUUGGGUCUCUACUCCUGGGUCGGCACUAAUCAGACGAAUCAGGGUAGUCAGUGGCAAAAUAACUGCAGUAUUGGCAUGGGUAACGAUGAGUGUAACCAAAGGGUAAAUGAUCCACCGAGUAUCGUCGAGCGAAACGCACGUAUUAUUAAAUGGCUUUGCCAAUGCCGCAAAGUGCAGUUAGGAUACAGUUAAACAACGAGUUUCUCAGCAUGAAUAAAUUUUUUCA
Atta colombica is the source of this 2532-nucleotide messenger RNA. RefSeq lists its product as uncharacterized. The transcript has 8 exons. The record is from RefSeq and is a predicted model, not a curated record. Lineage: Eukaryota; Metazoa; Arthropoda; Insecta; Hymenoptera; Formicidae. Bases 648 to 2498 code for a protein of 616 amino acids.